Molecule: messenger RNA, 750 nt
Organism: Drosophila montana
Lineage: Eukaryota; Metazoa; Arthropoda; Insecta; Diptera; Drosophilidae
Product: tropomyosin Tod p 1.0102-like
Exons: 1
Coding region: 1-750 (249 amino acids)
Biological process (GO): actin filament organization
Cellular component (GO): actin filament
Molecular function (GO): actin filament binding
Source: RefSeq, a predicted model, not a curated record
AUGUUGAGCAGACAGGGCCUCAUAUUGGAUGCACUGAAGCACAAGAUACAAGUGGCCAAGAAUGAUCUGGAACGCUACCGGGAGGAGUAUACCCACUGCCAGACAAUGCUGCAACGGGAGCUGCAGCGUCGCAGCCAAUUGGAGGAGAGCUACAUGGACCUGCAGCGUCGCAAUGUCGAACUGGAGGAUGAGCUACAGCUGGCCCUGACGCACGUGGCCCAUCAUCAGGCGACGGUGCGCGAGGCACGCGGCGCACUCAAUGACAGCGAUCGCCUGCGCAAGGCACUGGAGCAUCGCGACCAGCUGCAGUCCGAGAAGAUCGAGCUGCUUGUCUGGGAGCUGGCCAAGCUGAAGCGCCAGGCCAAGGAAGCCGAUCGCACCGCCCAGUAUAGCGGCCAGCGGGCCGAUCAGCUCUGCGAACGUCUCACGCACAGCGAGCAGCAGCUGGAGGCCAGCCGCACCAGCCAUGCCGUGCUCCAGGCGGAGCUGGAUGCCGCCGCCCAAAAUCUGCACUGCGUGGAGCGCGCCUUUGAGCGCUCUGCUCAGCAGGUGCAAAGCUAUGACCGGCAGGUGGCCAAGCUGAAGCAGCGCCUGCACGAGAGCGAGAAGCGGGCCCACCAGGCCGAGCUGAAUGCCCACCAGCUGCAGCAGUCCUCCGCCAAUCUGGAGAAGCGGCUCGAGGAGCGUGUCGAGCAGCGCUGGCUCAAGAAGCUCCACAAACUGGACCUGCAGCUCGUUGCCAGGGAAUGA